AUGUUGUUACUCUACCUGUCACUUCUGGUGCUGGCCCUGGCCGUGCAAUGGAUUCGGAAACGUUUCCGGUAUUGGGAAGAUCGCGGAGUGCCGUACGUGACGCCGGCGUUUCCAACGGGAAAUUUGCGCGGCUUUGGUCGAAAGUUUCAUAUUUCCACUAUUAUGCAACGGUGCUACAAACAGUUAAAAGGGAAAGGACCAUUCGGAGGAAUCUUUAUGUUUACAAAUCCGGUUGUGCUUGUAAAAGAUUUUCAAUACUUUGAAGACCGAUUAUUUUACUAUAAUGAAAAGGAUAAUCCUAUAGAAGCCCAUUUGGUGGCUUUAGAAGGAACAAGGUGGAGAAAUUCUCGAUCCAAAGUGACAUCAGUAUUUUCGUCUGGGAAGAUGAAGAUGAUGUUUCCAACUAUGAUCCGUGUGGCAGACGAGUUUAGCAAGGUACUGACUAGGGAAACCGCGCAAGGAAAAUCUAUCGCAAUGAAGGAUUUUUUGUCUCGGUAUACUACGGACGUAGUUGGCACCUGUACAUUCGGAGUAGACUGUAAUAGCUUGAAUUAUCCGAAAGCAGUAUAUCGCCAAAUGGGAAAGAAGGCUUUCAACUUUACAUUUCUUAAAGUGAUGCUAGCAGAACAAUUCCGUGACAUCGCUCGUGCUUUGCACGUAACCUUCUUCGACUCGGACGUUAGUAACUUUUUCCUGAAUGUAGUGAAAGAUAUAUUUGAGUACCGGGAGCAAAACAAUGUGCAACAAAUUGACUUUACGAGUUUACUGAGUCGGUUGAAGAACCCAGAUUCGGAGAGCGGUGAGAACACAAAUCAGCAGGAAUAUUGGUCGAUUGAAGAAAUUGCUGCACAACUAUUUGUGUUUUUCCUGGCUGGUUCCGAAACACCAUCCACCACAAUGUCUUUUUGUUUGUACGAGCUUGCCGCAAAUGCUGAACUUCAGGAAAGAGCUCGAGCAAACGUGCUGCAAUCGAUCGAAAAACAUGGUUUCAUGAGCUACGAAGCCAUUCACGAAAUGCACUUUCUUGAGCAAUGCAUAAACGAAUCACUCCGGAAAUAUCCUCCAGUAGCAUCCUUACUACGCACGGUCACUAGAGACUACCCAGUGCCCGACAGUGGUGGCGUGAUCUUACAGCGUGGGACAACCAUGAUCGUACCAGUUUAUGCUAUCCAUCAUGACCCUGAGUACUAUUCGGACCCAGAAACCUACGAUCCAGACCGCUUCAGCGCAGACCUGGUGGCCCAACGGAAUCCUUUGUGCUUUGUUCCGUUCGGGGCGGGCCCUAGAACCUGUAUUGGAUUGCGAUUCGGAAUGACAUCUACGUGA
Messenger RNA from Malaya genurostris, 1326 nucleotides. Its product is annotated as probable cytochrome P450 6a14. The transcript is spliced from 2 exons. The record is from RefSeq and is a predicted model, not a curated record. The coding region runs from base 1 to 1326 and encodes 441 amino acids. Gene Ontology annotation, molecular function: oxidoreductase activity, acting on paired donors, with incorporation or reduction of molecular oxygen; iron ion binding; heme binding. NCBI's taxonomy places the organism in Eukaryota, Metazoa, Arthropoda, Insecta, Diptera, Culicidae.